Messenger RNA from Metopolophium dirhodum (rose-grain aphid), 5147 nucleotides. Its product is annotated as pecanex-like protein 1. The record is from RefSeq and is a predicted model, not a curated record. Gene Ontology annotation, biological process: endoplasmic reticulum organization. Lineage: Eukaryota; Metazoa; Arthropoda; Insecta; Hemiptera; Aphididae. The transcript is spliced from 22 exons. The coding region runs from base 129 to 4724 and encodes 1531 amino acids. Gene Ontology annotation, cellular component: membrane; endoplasmic reticulum.
CAGACCACCACUAUCGUACCUAACAAAGUGUUAUAAAAUAUUAUCGUUUUUCAAAUUGUAUUGUGUAAUAGUUUUAUUUUUUGUUCAAAACAACGAUCUGAAUUCAAAUCAAAUCCCUGGUGGUGAAAAUGGAUCCUCAGUUUUGGGACAUAUUGCGUCAGGGCAUUUGGGCAUCGUUCACAGGAGGAUGGUACUACGAACCGAAACACAGCAUUUUUACCAAUACAUUCCAUCUUUAUUUAUGGCUUAUUUUACUCUGUUUACCAUUUUUUAUACAUUUGUUUAAAUCAGAGAUGUUUAUAUGGAUACUGUAUUCAAGUAUUGUAUGUUUGAUAAUCACAAUCAUAAAACUUGUAAACUGGUCUUUGCAUCAUAUGUUUGACACAACCGAAUACAUUGUAGAAGACACAAAAAAGAAUAGAAGUUCAGAACUUGAAGGUGACCAUUCUGCACUUAGAGAACCUAACACGGAAGAUGAAGGUAUUGAAAUGCAGAUCCUUAAUUUGGGGGUCUGUAGAAAUGGCGCAUCGACAUCUGGAGACCAUAAAAAUAAACCAAAUGGAGAAAGGCAAAGUAGUUCUACUAGCACUGAUUCUGAAUUACAUAUCCAAGAAAAAAUUAUACGUGAUUGGCCUAUUAAAAGUUUAAAUAAUCCACAUUUUAUUGAUGAUAGACCAGUAGAAGAAAAUAGUAAUAGACGUAAUGACCGUGCGGCUUUACAAAACUUUUCAGAAAUAUGGAAAUCACAAGAGGAACGAGGCCAAGACUUCAUUACAGUAUCAUCUGACUGUUUCCCAGAUGAAAAUAAUGCAUUAGCAUUCAAGAGAUAUCCAAAGUGUGCUAGUUCAGUCUAUUCUACAUCUAGUGAUGCGUUUGCCAAAGAUAAAGAAAUAGAGUUACAGUCAGUUGAAGAAAGCUUAGAACACGAACAUGAAAAUAUCAGACCACACUAUAAAGAUGAGUUUCCAGUAAUACCACAGCAGUUACGAUUUGAUCUUCUGGAUCCUAGUGUUGGAUUCCCUAAACCUAAACGAUACUAUACGUACACACCAGUCAAAAAAAUAAGUUUCAAAGUUCACUUUGAUCGUCUGGCAUUAUUAACUGUCAUUGAUCGUAAUCCAACAUUAUGGGAACUAUUUAUUACCAUUAUUCUUGCUAUAUCAGUUGCUGUGUUAGGUGCUUUUGUAUUGUACUUAAAAUUCUACAGAGAUAUUCAUGCAUUUGUUUUCUGUUUUGUUAUGGCUGGCUGUCAGUAUUCCUUAGUUAAAUCUGUACAACCUGAUGUUGCAUCUCCUACACAUGGAUUUAACAAAAUUGUAGUGUAUAGUCGCCCAAUUUACUUCAUACUAUUCUCAUCCAUACUUCUACUAACACACAUUCAACUAAACUCUGGCCGAACAUUUUACCAACUCAAAUUCUAUGGAUUCACUUUGCAUAUUUUAUAUACAUUAAAAACUAUUCAUGAUUUCUUAUCAAACUUUUUACUAUUUUUACCAAUUGCUUUUAGUUUGGGAUUAUUACCUCAAGUUAAUACUUUUUUUUUGUAUACUCUGGAACAAAUUGAUAUACAUUUAUUCGGAGGUAACGCGACUAGUUCACUCAAAGCAUCAGCAUAUUGUGUAUUAAAAAGUUGCUUAGCUGUGUUUAUUUUAUAUGGAUUUGCGUAUAUGGCAUUAAAUGAUUGGCUUGGAUCAUCAAGAAAGGUGUUUUUCUCCUUGUUCUGCGCAUUGCUCACUGCUAUAUCUUACCAUUUAAGUCGCAGCUCCAGUGAUCAAGAUCCUAUAUUAAAUGUUCUAAAAACAUAUUUGUGGCCCAAUGAAGAUAUAUUUUCUAGGCCUGAUAUGGAAUGUCCUAGGCCAAAAAAAGAAACUGAAAAAUCAAAGAAAAAAGGCUCUGAACAAAAAGAAGGUGAAUGUGAAGAACAAUCAAAUUCUGAAUUAGAUGAUGAAAUUGAAAUUCAAGACAACUGGCCAAGACAGUUACAAGAUACAAUAAAUGCAAGACUGAAGACAGAUUUAAUUUUUUGUCCAAUUAUUGGUCUUAUUGUUUUUGCUAUUCAUUCUAGCAAUAUUUUUUCAGCUUUACAACCAGAAUUAAAUCCAGUAAUGUGGUGUACUACUUUCAGUAUUGGAUUUAUUCUACACUAUAUAAUACCUCAAUUGCGAAAGCAGUUACCUUGGUUGUGUGUUGCUCAUCCCAUAUUAAAGCCAUCUGAGUAUAAUCAAUAUGAAGUUAAGCAAUUAGCUAAAAUUAUGUGGUUUGAAAAAGUCUAUGUAUACUUAGGCUUCUUUGAAAGAAAUGUUCUCUAUCCACUGAUGUUUAUUGGCUGUUUGACAUCUGACAACAUGAUUGUUGUAACAAAACUGGGAGUUCUAUUAGGUUCCUUGGUGUUAUCAGUAUGCGCACUUAAAUGCUUACGAUGUUCAUUUUCACAACAGUCCAACCAGUACAAUAUACUAGCAUUUACAGUACUGUUUUUUCAAUUGGAUUAUGUAAAAUGUUCUGAAACUUUCAUUAUUGACUACUAUCUCAUGGCUAUUGCCUAUGAUAAAAUCUAUGAGUUUUUACUUAAGUUGCAAUUUGUCAUUACAUACAUAGCGCCAUGGCAAAUUACUUGGGGUUCAGUUUUUCAUGCUCUUGCUCAACCAUUUUCUAUUCCUCAUUCUGCAAUGAUGUUUCUUCAAGUAUUUUUUUCUGCAGUGGUUUCUUCGCCACUUUAUCCAUUUUUAGGAAGCACUAUAUUUGUAACAUCCUAUCCACGACCCGUAAAGUUUUGGGAGCAAGAUUAUAAUACCAGACGAGUUGAUCAUACGAACACCAAAUUGUCAUCACAUUUAGAACCAAAUCUUGGUGCAGAUGAUAAUCUUAAUUCAAUAUUUUAUGAACACCUCACCAGAUUACUACAACAUACUCUCUGUGGUGAUCUCAUAUUAGGCCGUUGGGGUAAUGUGUCACAAGGUGACUGUUUUGUCUUAGCAUCUGAUUAUUUGAAUUGUCUUGUUCACAUUGUGGAAAUGGGAAACAAUUUAGUUACUUUUCAAAUACGUGGACUUGAGUUUCACGGUACUUAUUGCCAGCAAAGAGAAGUAGAAGCGAUAUCUGAAGGUGUUGAAGAUAAUGAAGGAUGUUGUUGCUGUGAGCCUGGACAUUUUCUUCACAUUUUGUCUUUAAACGCGGCACUUGGUCAACGGUGGCUUGCUUGGCAAGUAGUAUCAGCCAAAUAUGUUGUCCAAGGAUAUAGUAUAUCAGAUAUUAAUGCCUCAUCAAUAUUACGAGCAUUUGAGUUUCGGAAAGUGUUGGUUAGCUAUUAUAUAAAGAGUAUUAUAUAUUAUGCAAUAAAAUCACCAAAACUUCAACAGUGGUUAGAAUCAGAUGAGAUAAAAGAAGGAGUGAAAACAACAUUAAGCAAGAAUUUUGUGGAUCUUGACCCAGUUUUUAAUAUAAAUAUUGAUGAAGACUUUGACUUACCUUCAUGUGGUGUUACCCGCAACAGUUUCUGUUCAUUAUAUUUAGAGUGGAUACGAUUUUGUGCUGUCCAAACAGAAAAUAUUCGAAAAAUUGUUAUAGAUAAAGGUACAGAUUCAUUAUUGGUAUCAUUAUGCUUUGCACUCAGCUUACUGGGAAGACGAUCACUGGGUUUAGCAUCACACACUUCUAUAUCAAGUAUGGAGUUUUUCCUUUAUGGUCUCCAUGCGCUUUUUAAAGGAGAUUUUCGUAUAACAUCAACAAAAGAUGAGUGGAUAUUUACAGAUAUGGACUUAAUUCGUAAAGUAUUAACUCCAGCAAUUAGGAUGUCGAUGAAACUUCUUCAGAAUCAUUUUAUGGUUCCUGAUGAAUAUGAAGAUCCAGCUGCUUUGUACAGCGCUAUAAACUACCAUCAACAAAACUUAGUGAUAUUAGAUGAAAGAGAUCCUGUUUGGAGAAAUGCUGUUUUAUCUGGAAUGCCUUCAUUACUUGCUCUAAGACAUACUAUUAUAGACGAAGGUUCUGAUGAGUAUAAAGUAAUUAUGUUAAACAAACGGUUUUUAAGUUUCCGUGUCAUAAAAAUAAACCGUGAAUGUGUUCGUGGUCUUUGGGCUGGACAACAACAGGAAUUAGUUUACCUAAGAAAUCGUAAUCCUGAACGUGGUAGUAUACAAAAUGCCAAGCAAGCUCUAAGAAACAUAAUAAAUUCAUCGUGUGAUCAACCUAUUGGUUAUCCAAUUUUUGUUUCACCAUUAACUACUUCCUAUGCUGAAACCAACGAACAAUUAUCAUCCCUUGUAGGCGGAUCAAUAAGCUUGGGAGAGAUAAAAAAAUCUAUCAUUAGAGUAUGGUCAAGAUUUUUGUUACAGUCACAUGAUGAAGGUGGAUUCGGACAUGAGGGUGUGUACACUAUGCCCCAGUUUAAUAGACAUUCAGGAUAUGACACCAGAACAGCAGUAGAUCAGUCUAUUGAAAUGAGUGGAAUUGGAAGUGGAGUGGGUAGUAGCAUCAGCAGCAGAAGCGGUGGUACUGCUAAUGUUGCUGAAAAUUCAAGUUCUGCCAGUUUGGCCAACUUGGCAGGACUGUUAUCGUCGUCACAGUCACCAAUCACCAGUUCAUCACAAGAAUCUGUCAAUAGCAACCCUAUUGAUAUUUCUCCGAUGCAUCACAAAGUUAUAAUUACGGAACCAUUACAAGUAUACGAUGCUAUAAACUUGGGCCGUAGAAUAGAUGUGGUUUGGCCAAAUGAAAAAAUGUGAACAAGUGGUGGCCAGAGUUACUGGAACGAUUGGUUACCAGAAAAGGGAAUGGAAGGAUUGGUAAUGCAUUGCAUUUAUGCUAUAGGUGGUGCAUAUGUGGAUUCCAAAUUACCGUGAAUUGUCAAAGAGAUCUCACGUUGAUAAAACUAUAGUACUGCUCAAGAUUGACGAGCCUUCAUAACGUUACGUGCCUAUAGCUGAAACCGAUAUACUAUUAGAUUUAGGACCUGAAGUUGUUUGAACAUUUUUGGUAUAUGCCUUACAUUAUUUGAAUGAUUUGUUUUAGAGGUAAUUUUAAAACUAAAAUGUUAACAUAUAAAACUUACUUGAUAAUAUUGCAUUAGUCUUCCUCGAUACUACAAAAAUAGUAUUCCGUCUCCUUGUUAAUGCACAAGUAUAUAUUCAAUAUUUUGUCUUGUAAUA